CUUGCAAAAAGAUGACAGACCUCUUAAGAAGUGUUGUCACAGUCAUUGAUAUUUUCUACAACUACACCAAGCAAGAUGGCGAAUGUGACACAUUGAGCAAGGAUGAGCUAAAGGAACUUCUAGAGAAAGAGUUUCGUCCAAUUCUGAAGAACCCAGAUGAUCCAGAUACAGUGGAUGUCAUCAUGCAUAUGCUGGAUCGAGAUCAUGACCGAAGACUAGACUUCACUGAGUUUCUUCUGAUGGUAUUCAAGCUAACUAUGGCCUGCAACAAGGUUCUCAGUAGAGAAUACUGCAAAGCUUCAGGGUCAAAGAAGCGUAGGCAUGGUCAUCAACACCAAGAAGAAGAAAGCAAAACAGAAGAGGAAGAAGAGGAGACACCGAGACAUAAAUCAGGUUAUAGACAUUCAAGUUGGGGAGAGGGAGAGAAGCAUGGUUAUGGAUCUGGGGGCUCAAGAGGAACUGCAAAACAUAGACAUGGGUCCAACUCCAGGAGGCUUGAAAGGCGAGGUGAACUGUGCAGCUCAGAAGGUUCUGAGACAAGUCAUCAUGGGUCUAGUUCUGGUCACUCCUGGAGUAGUGGCAAAGAGAGAUAUGGUUCCAGCUCUGGAGGGCUGAAGGAAAGAAGAAGCAAGUCACAUGGUAGCCCCUCUAGGGAAUCUGGUGAGGAACAUGAAUCUGGAGCUGGGUCAAAGAGCCAGGGAAGGAGAGGUCGUUGUGGUCUGUCACAUGGACUGGGGACAAAUGGACAUGAACCAAACUCUACUCAGACAAGAAAGAAUGGAGAACAAAUGCUUGGAUCUACCUCUGGAGGUUUGGGAGACAGCAAGGAAGAAAGUCAUGUGUGUGGAUAUAGCAAUUCAGGUGGGUGUAGAAGACCACAACAUGCUUCUAGUCCUUGCCAGCCAAGUAGAUCUGGAGGUCAAGGAAAUCAAUCUAGCUAUACCCACUCAGGUUGUCAAUCAGGAAGGAGUGGAGGACAAGGUCAUGGAUGUAUCUCAGGAGGUCAUUCCUCUGGAUGUCCUCAAUCUGAGCCUAGAUCCUGUAGCCACUCUUCUAGUCAGAGGGGAUAUGGAUAUAGACAAUGUGGUCAACCACAGAACUGUGGAGGCCAGCAGGGAAUAAGCUCAAGUCAGUCCUCUUGCUGUAAACAACAUGGUUCUGGCAGAAGUCAGUCUUGCUGUGGACAACAUGGGCCUAGAUCAAGUCAAUCCACUGGCAAUGGUCAGUGUGGGUCUUCCAGUGGUCAGUCCUCUGGUUAUGGACAACAUAGAUCUGGCUCAGGUCAAUCAUGCUGUGGACAACAUGGGUCUGGAUCAAGUCAAUCCACUGGCUAUGGUCAGUGUGGGUCUGGCACUGGCCAGUCCUCUAAAUAUGGACAACCUGGUUCUGGUUCAGGUCAGUCUUGCUGUGGACAUGAGUCUGGAUCACGUCAAUCCUCUGGCUAUGGUCAGUGUGGGUCCAGCUCAGGUCAGUCCUCUGGUUUUGGACAACAAGGGUCCAGUUCAGGGAAGUCCUCUGGCUCUGGACAACAUAGCUCAGGUCACUCUUCUGGCUCUGGACAACAUAGCUCAAGUCAGUCUUCUGGCUCUGGACACCGUAAGUCAGGUCAGUCAUCAGGCUUUGGACAACACAGUUCAGGUCAGUCAUCUAGCUCUGGACACCAUGGCUCAAGUCAGUCCUCUGGCUUUGGACACCAUAGCUCAGGUCAGUCAUCUAGCUCUGGA
Heterocephalus glaber (naked mole-rat) is the source of this 1724-nucleotide messenger RNA. The record is from RefSeq and is a predicted model, not a curated record. Lineage: Eukaryota; Metazoa; Chordata; Mammalia; Rodentia; Bathyergidae.